Molecule: messenger RNA, 1209 nt
Organism: Daldinia caldariorum
Lineage: Eukaryota; Fungi; Ascomycota; Sordariomycetes; Xylariales; Hypoxylaceae
Product: putative Fe-containing alcohol dehydrogenase
Exons: 3
Coding region: 1-1209 (402 amino acids)
Cellular component (GO): mitochondrion
Molecular function (GO): alcohol dehydrogenase (NAD+) activity; metal ion binding
Source: RefSeq, a predicted model, not a curated record
AUGCCAGAAACAUUUGGUCCAGCUUUCCAAGGCCAUGACCGGCCACUUCUAAGCUACGGCUUGUCCUUUGUUGAUACACUCCUCAGACACGCAGAUAGCACGUUUAAAGCGACUAGGAUAUAUAUCAUCUGUUCCAGGUCUCUAGCGAGCAACACGGCGUAUCUCGACGAGCUAAAAGCAAGACUGGGCGAUAAACUUGCCGGCGUCAGAGUCGGCAUGAAGCCUCACUCGCUCUGGUCCGAGAUCCUCGAAAUCGUAGCCGACGCGGACCUGAUUGUGACGCUAGGCGCGGGAAGUCUAACGGACGCGGCCAAAAUAGUCUCAUUCGCCCUAGCAAACGAUGUAUCAACCCACGCCGAGCUGGAAUCGCUCAGUGCAACAAGCUCCAAUAAGCGCGCCGAUAUCAAACGGUCGAAAGUGCCUGUCGUCUGCAUCCCCACGUCGCUGUCAGGCGGCGAGUACUCGUCCUUCGCGGGCGCAACAAACGACGAGACGGGGCAAAAGCACUCCUUUUCGGAAGGUCUACAGGGUCCCGCCCUGGUCAUCCUCGACCCGGAACUUGCCACGACGACGCCGGAGAAAGUGUGGCUGAGUACCGGUAUCAAAGCCGUGGACCAUUGCGUGGAAACUCUUUGUUCUCUCAAGAGCGACGACGCGGCAGAUCGAGAUGCCAGGAGCGGGUUGGCUCGGCUUAUACCGGGUUUGAUCAAAAGCAAGCAGAAUCCCAAAGAUACCGAGGCUCGGUUGGAGUGCCAACUCGGUGCGAGAGAUGCGAUGAGCGCGGCCGCUCGGGGAGUGCCUUUAGGGGCUAGUCCCACUUUAGACGGCAUCGGUCACCAGUUAGGUCCAGCAGGUGUAGGCCACGGAGAGACGAGCUGUAUUCUAAAUCCUGCCGUGUGCAAAUAUAACUACAAGAAGGGCGCAAACGUCGAACGCCAGAACGCCAUUAUCCAACUCCUCUGGGAAGAUUCCAAGGCUCGAGAGAUCUUCAGCCAGAAAGGGCUGGAAAAGGAGACAGCUGACCUUGGGGAUCUGAUGGAUGCUAUUAUCCGUGCUCUUGAGCUACCGAGAUCGCUCAGUGAGUUUGGUAUCGGGGAAGACAGGCUCAGCGACAUCGCCGAGAACAGUUUAAAGGAUCGGUGGGUGCAAACCAACCCAGCUCCUCUGGAUAAGGAGGGCGUGCUAGAGAUAUUGAGGAUGGUACUCUAA